GGAAGUCAUUCAGAAAGAAGGGUUAAAAGAAACAAGUCUGGUUUCAGACCCCGGCAUGGCUUGGAGACAGCGUUGGUGUGUAUGAAGGAUCUUCCUCGAAUGAAGGAUUUGGGACAACUUUCCAUGAUGAUUAUAUUAGAGCCUCAGCUGCUUUCGUGUUGGUCAUGAGGUGAUGCUGAACCGAAUGCUUGAACUAGCAGGAGUGGCUGGGAUUGCAUUGGAGUGGUUCCGUUCAUUCCUUCCGGAAAUGGAACUUCUCCAUUAGCCUGUCUGAAUGCAAUGCUUCACACUAACACUCGAAUAGGGGAUGGAACAUUCUUCAAAAUCCCUGGAAAGUCAGGCCUCUAUGCUCUCAAAAAAGAGGAGUCAUCAUGCCCAGCUGACGGAACAUUGGAUUUAGGCUGUGAGUCUGAACUGGAUGGCGCAGAAAUGGCAGAGGCCAAUGCCAGUGGAGAAGGAGAUGGAGUUUGUGCGAAGCAGGUAACUGAUGAAGCGUCUUCCACUCGAGAUUCAAGCCUUACUAACACAGCAGUGCAAAGCAAGUUGGCGUCUUCCUUUCAGCAACACACCAAAAAGGCUCUUAAACAGGCUUUGAGACAGCAGCAGAAGAGAAGAAAUGGAGUCUCAAUGAUGGUAAACAAGACUGUCCCGCGUGUUGUUUUGACACCAUUAAAGGUGUCUGAUGAGCAGUCGGAUUCGCCUUCAGGAUCCGAAUCUAAAAAUGGUGAAGCAGACAGUUCAGAUAAAGAAAUGAAACAUGGGCAAAAAUCUCCCACUGGAAAACAAACAAGUCAGCACUUAAAACGAUUAAAAAAGUCUGGUUUGGGACACUUGAAAUGGACCAAAGCUGAGGACAUUGACAUAGAAACCCCAGGAUCUAUUCUUGUCAACACUAACUUGAGGGCAUUAAUAAAUAAACAUACGUUUGCUUCCUUACCUCAGCAUUUUCAACAAUACCUCCUGCUUUUGCUCCCAGAAGUGGAUAGGCAGAUGGGAAGUGAUGGAAUUUUACGCCUCAGUUCUUCAGCACUAAAUAAUGAAUUCUUUGCAUAUGCAGCUCAAGGAUGGAAACAGCGACUGGCAGAAGGAGAGUUUACUCCAGAAAUGCAGUUGCGGAUAAGGCAAGAAAUUGAGAAGGAAAAGAAAACAGAACCUUGGAAAGAAAAAUUCUUUGAAAGGUUUUAUGGAGAAAAGUUGGGCAUGUCAAGAGAGGAAUCGAUGAAGCUCACUUCUGGACCAAACAGUGAUGGAGCUGAAAGUAGUUCAUGUGGAACCUCUGGCCUUCCAGGUCUUUCUGCACAGACUCCCUUAGAAGAGCAACAGUCAAAAAGCAUGAAAAGUCCAACUUCUCCAGAGCCUGAUUUCUGUGCUACGCUUUGUCCUAUGGUAGAUGUAGGUAAAGAUGUGAUGGCAGAAUCAGAAUCAGAAGAUAUCUUGAUCCCUGAAGAAUCUGUGAUUCAGGAGGAGAUUGCAGAAGAGGUAGAGACUAGUAUCUGUGAAUGUCAGGAUGAAAAUCAUAAGACAAUACCUGAAUUUUCUGAGGUGUCUGAAAGUCCAGCCAACUCUCAUGAAGAGCCCCAAGUAACACCUCCUGAAGAUAACUUGGAAUCCUGUGUUAUGAUGAAUGAUGUUUUAGAAACUUUGCCUCAUAUUGAAGUGAAGGUGGAAGAGAAAUCCGAAUCUUCCCAGGAAGAAAUGUCAGUUGUUAUCGAUCAGCUAGAAGUCUGUGACUCUCUCGUUCCUUCCACUUCAUCUGUGACUCACGUCAGUGACACAGAACAUAAGGAGCCAGAAGCUGCAAUAGAGACCAAUAUUCCAGAAAUAAAAACAGGGGCAUCUUCUUUAGAAGGCCGAUUUCCCAAUGAAGGAAUUGCUGUAGAUAUGGAACUACAGAGUGAUCCUGAUGAACAGCUUUCUGAAAAUGCUUGCAUCUCUGAAACUUCCUUCUCUUCCGAGAGCCCAGAGGGAGGCUGUACCAGCCUGACAUCCCCAGGAGGGGAAACCCAAUCCACCUCAGAGGAAUCAUGUACUCCAGCCUCCCUUGAGACAACGUUUUGUUCUGAGGUGUCCAGCACUGAAAACACAGACAAAUAUAAUCAGAGAAAUCCCCCUGAUGAAAACCUUCAUGCAUCUUUGAUGUCAGAAAUAUCUCCAGUAUCCACUUCACCUGAAAUAUCAGAGGCAUCUCUGAUGUCCAGUUUACCUUUGACAUCUGAAGCAUCCCCCAUAUCAAAUCUACCUUUAACAUCAGAAACAUCCCCCAUGUCUGAUUUACCUUUGACAUCAGAAACGUCUUCAGUGUCUUCCAUGCUUCUCACACCUGAGACCACUUUUAUAUCCAGUUUGCCACUUCCUUCAGAAACAUCUCCAAUUUCUAAUUCUUCCAUGAAUGAAAGAAUGGUGCAUCAGCAAAGAAAGUCUCCUUCCCUAUCUGAAGAACCACUCUCCCCACAGAAAGAUGAAGGUUCUGCCCCUGCCAAGCCACUGGGAGAGAGCCUUCUCUCUCAACAGAAGACUCUAUCACAUACUCCUGAACCCAUCAAAAUGGGUUCCUCCAUUGUUCCUGAAGCAUUUCCAUCUGAAGACUUGCACAGUAAGACUCUGAAUCAGCAGCCUUGUAAAUCCCAUGUUGAAACUGAAAAGCCCUAUCCUGCUUCAAUUCCAGAACUUCCUUCUAUAGAAAUGAUAAAAGUAAAAAAUCACAAUGUCCUGCAAAGAACAGAAAGGAAAGGGGCAUCUUCACCAUUGGAGUUACCUGUCUUUUCUGAAGAGAUGGAGAAUAAGGGAAAUGAGCUUCCAUCAGCUAAAUUACAGGACAAGCAAUAUGUCUCAUCAGUGGAUAAGGCUUCAUUUUCGGAAGGCUCUAGAAAUAAAACACAUAAGCAAGGGGGCUCACAGAAUCGGUUGGAGACCUCGCAUUCUUCCAAGUUGUCAGAGCCCUCCAAGUCACCCGAUGGGGUAAGAAAUGAAAGUAGAGAAUCAGAGAUAUCGAAGAGGAAGACUGCAGAGCAACACAGUUUUGGAAUCUGUAAGGAAAAGAGGGCUAGGAUAGAAGAUGAUCAGUCAACCCGGAACUUACCAUCCAGCAGCCCACCUGAGAAAGAACAGCCUCCAAGAGAGGAGCCCAGAGUUCCGCCUCUCAAGAUCCAGCUUUCCAAAAUUGGGCCACCUUUCAUUAUCAAGAGCCAGCCAGUCUCCAAACCAGAGUCUCGAGCAUCCCCUAGCACAUCGGUCGGCGGUGGGAGGAACACAGGAGCCAGGACCCUUGCAGACAUCAAGGCCCGGGCCCAGCAAGCGAGGGCCCAGCGAGAGGCGGCCGCGGCAGCUGCUGUAGCCGCCGCGGCGAGCAUCGUCUCGGGAGCCAUGGGGAGCCCAGGAGAGGGUGGAAAGGCGAGAACCCUGGCACAUAUCAAAGAGCAGACAAAGGCGAAGCUCUUUGCAAAGCAUCAAGCCCGAGCCCACCUCUUCCAGAACACUAAAGAGUCCCGGUUGCCUCCGCUCGGCUCAAAGGAAGGGCCUCCAAGCUUAGAAGUCUCUUCUACCCCUGAAACAAAAAUUGAGGGGUCAACCGGCGUGAUUAUUGUCAAUCCAAACUGCAGAUCUCCUAGCAACAAGUCUGCGCACCUCCGGGAGACCACCACUGUAUUACAGCAGUCUCUUAACCCAGCUAAACUUCCAGAAACUGCCACGGACUUAUCUGUGCAUAGUUCUGACGAGAAUAUACCCAUGUCACAUUUAUCUGAGAAAAUUGUUUCAUCUACCUCUUCUGAAAAUAGCAGUGUGCCCAUGCUUUUUAAUAAAAAUUCUGUCCCUGUGUCUGUUUGCAGCACUGCUAUGUCGGGAGCAAUUAAAGAACAUCCCUUUGUGAGUUCUGUUGAUAAAUCCUCUGUUCUAAUGUCUGUCGACAGUGCAAACACCACAAUUUCUGCUUGUAAUAUAAGCAUGUUGAAAACCAUCCAGGGAACGGACACUCCGUGCAUAGCCAUUAUACCAAAAUGUAUUGAAAGCACUCCUGUCCCCGUCCCGGCCGAGGGCUGCAGUGUCUCGAGCCCCACGGACGACAAGCAGUUGCUACUGUCCGGCCACAGUGCUGGUAACCUGGUCCCCAGCCAGUAUGCCUCCGUGCCAACUCCCUCCGUUGGAAAUAACUUGCCAAACCAUCCAUCCACGAGCUCCGUCUUGAUUCCCCCGACGGGACUUAGCGGCAGAUUUCCUUCUGAGAAGCUAGCCAUGCCUGGGAGUGAAGAACAGCCCCCCGGGCCCCUGGGUACCACUGUGAGAGCCGCCCUGAGCUGCAGGGAGUCGGCCGCGGCCACAGACGCUCUGGCCGCACGCCCACCUGUUGCAGUGUUUACUGGAAGCAUGCUGACCGUAAACUCCUACGAGAGUCCUCCCAAGUUAAGCGCGGAGAGCUCGGACAAACAUUCCGGGCCUCGAAACAGGGCAGACGGUUCUGGGAAACCUCAGCCACCUGCGGGGGGCUUCGCACCAGCAGCCGUAAACAGGUCGAUCCCGUGUAAAGUCAUCGUGGACCACAGCGCCACGCUGACCUCCACUCUGUCUCUGACCGUCUCCAUCGAGAGCGCAGACGCCACCUUGGACCUCCAGAGCAGGUCCGCGAGGACAGAAGCCUCCGCGCAGCCCGUGGCGUGCCCCCAGGUGUCUGUCAUCAGCAGGCCCGAGGCGGCUGCCCCCGAAGGCGUAGACCACGGCUCGGGUUUCCUCAGCGCCGCCGCGGCGAAGCAGGAGCGCACCACGGCGCCGGCAGCCUGCUCGGGGCUCCGGGAAGGAGCCCUGGUGCUUCCGGACAAACGAAGCGAAGGGCCCGCUCCUAGUGCUGGCUUUGCCGAGCAGGCACGCGGCCCCGCCGCUUUCCAAAGUGAAGCCGACCCGAGCUGCAGCAGUCGGUACAACCCAGGCAGCCGGAUUUGCUGGAACGAUGAGGGCCUGCGGAGCGCAGGGCAGCCCCUGGGUGGUCACCCUGCUUCAGGUAAACAGAGGGAGUAUCUGGAGCAGAGCUGCCCGAAGGCCGUCAAAACUGAGCACACCAGCUACUCCCACAUGUCAGAACUUCACCCCAGGAGUCUCCUAACGAGCGUCACUCUCCCCGUGAAGUCCGAACCUCAUGAAGUGGACAAGGGCUUGAGAAUGGACACUGAAGACUUCCCCGGCCCUGAGCUGCCUCCUGCGGCCGCGGAGGUCGCCCCCAGCCUGCCGCAGACGCAGACCGUGAAGGCUCCCUCCUCUGGCCCCAUGGAAGAGGCCAUUUCCUUGGCUACAGACCCCCUGAAAAGAGUCCCCAGCGCAGGGGGCUCCGGCGGCCGGCUGUCCUCUGUGGAGGCUAACAAUCCACUGGUGACACAGCUACUCCAGGGCAACCUGCCUUUGGAAAAGGUGUUGCCUCAGCCCAGACUGGGAGCCAAGCUCGAGAUCAGCAGGCUCCCUCUGCCUCUUCAAACUACCUCAGCGGGGAAGACAGCACCGGAGAGGACCAUCGUCGAAAUGCCGUCCAGCUCUCCGAACCCGGACGGGAAGGGCUACCUGGCGGGGACCCUCGCGCCACUACAGAUGAGAAAGCGAGACAACCACCCCAAAAAGAGAGUCGCCAGGACUGUGGGGGAGCACGCUCAAGUUAAAUGCGAGCCGGGGAAAUUGUUGGUGGAGCCAGAUGCGAAAGGGGUGCCUUGUGUCAUCAGCUCGGGCCUGACCCCGCUAGGAGGACACAGCCAGCCGUUUAAGCAGGAGUGGCUGAACAAGCAUCCCAUGCAGAACAGAAUUGUUCAUAGCCCUGAGGUCAAACAGCAGAAGCGGCUUCUCCCCUCCUGUAGCUUCCAGCAGAACCUCUUCCACGUCGAGAAGAACGGCAGCUUCCACCCUGAUGCUGGUACCUCACACAGACAGCAGUUUUACCAAAUGCCUGUGGCUGCCAGGGGUCCCAUUCCGAGUGUAGCCCUGUUACAGGCCUCUGCCAAGAGCCCCGUGGGCUGCAAUGCGUUUGCCUUCAACAGGCAUCUUGAACAGAAGGCACUGGGAGAGGUUGGCCAUUCUUCUGCACCACACCAGCUAAGAGACUGGUAG
This is a messenger RNA of Leptonychotes weddellii (Weddell seal), 6078 nucleotides long. The record is from RefSeq and is a predicted model, not a curated record. Lineage: Eukaryota; Metazoa; Chordata; Mammalia; Carnivora; Phocidae.